This is a messenger RNA of Caenorhabditis sp. 36 PRJEB53466, 1577 nucleotides long. Lineage: Eukaryota; Metazoa; Nematoda; Chromadorea; Rhabditida; Rhabditidae. The record is from the annotation of a GenBank genome assembly.
AUGGAUUAUCUCAUGGACCGCUACAUUUUCGACAACUUGCCGUUUGACGUCGGUCCGGAAACACGCAAAACGUGGGGACAAAGAGCACUUCAUGCCAUUCAGGUAACUGACCGAAAACGAAUAUGAAAAACCUAUAGGGUAACGAUUUUCAGUGGUUCGAUUGGAUCUGCAAGUACCAGGAACCAUCGACAAUCUACGAGAACCACACGUCUUUCCUUUUCGGUGAAAUUCUCUUUUUCAUCCUGGCCGCUUUAACUUUUGCUCACGCCUGGCGCUCCGGCACCCGCUACGUCCUCGUUUGGUUCGGAAUCCUGGUGCAUGCUCUGAAUGUGGAGAACCUUUGCUACUGGAUUCCCGAUAUGGACAACUUCUGGCAGGCCCAGGGCAUUCUCACGUUCUUCGGAGCUCGCGCCCCACUCUACAUCCUCGUGGGAAUUUAUCACAUGUUCGACUACACCUCCUUCGUCCUCAUGAGCAGGUUUUAUUUUUCCGAUUUUGAGACAGAAUGAGAACCUUUUGCAUUUGCAGGCUCCAUCUUCCAUGGUGGGCUUACGGACCGGCGGUUGGAUUGGGAGCUGUCAUGCUGGAUAUGCCGUACGAUAUCAUGGGAAUCAAGUUGGUGUGGUGGACGUGGCACGACACGGAUCCGAACAUCUUCGACCGAAUGAACUGGGUCCCGUGGAAUUCGUACUACUUCCACGCUUCGUUCGCCUGCUCUUUCACCUGGAUUCUGUUGUACUCAAGAUCCAAACUGGUCGACAAAGAGUACGAUUGGAAGAAGUGAGCACAAAAGACCAACUUGCGCUAAUUAAAAAUGUUUCUUUCAGGCUACCCUAUGAAAUUCUCUGCGUUGUCCUCGCUGGAAUGGGCGCUUUCUGGCUGGGAACCAUUCAAUUUGCUCUUCUCUACCACCCGAUGCACGACAUCUUCAAGGUUCACUCCGAGUACACCACCGUCGCCUUUCUCUCCAUCUAUGCGCUCAUCGUCAUCUUUGCCGAUCGUCAAAACAAGAACGCAAAAGCGCGCACCGGCAAUACAUAUUGGUUUGAUGAACUCGCCGCCGCCAUCGCCAUCGAGUACUUGUUCUUCAUGAUUGCCGUCAUCAUCUCCGACCCGGUGAACAUUGUCAGCGACGGACUUCAUCAGCCGAUCGGACCAUGCAAUGAGACGCAAAAAGUGCAAACCCCAACUGGACUCGUACUCAACAAACAGAAGUAUUUCUGCGUGGACAACUUUGAUGAGAAGUACAUUGACUUCCAUUGCGUUCCAGGAGGUCCUCCCCAACAGGUAUGAUAGUUUAAAUGGAUAACUUUGAACUAAAACUAAACUGUAUUCAUUUUCAGCCAGAGCCAGGUGUGCCAUUAGAGUGGUACGCAGUCUGUGGAACCGACUACGACAACCGCGCCGAGUACAUCUUCAUCAUCUGGUUCAUCUGCUUUCUCUACGGCUCAAUCUGGUACCAAAUCGCCGCUCGCUCCGGGACUACCCCGAAAGAUCCAGUGAAGCAGUAUAAAACACGCGAAAUCAAGAGUUCUUCGGUCAAGAAGACCACCUCGAAGAAGGAGAAGACACAGUAA